AUGUCGAUUCCUCCACUCGUUUGCAGUACUCCUCCUCCACCCGACCAGUGCGAAGACGACAAGGAUCCUGGGGAUUUCGACUUAUCGUACAGUUUGUCACAAGAGGAUGAUGAUGAUGAAGACAAUGAUUAUAACUAUGGCAACUUUUCUUCCUUCAACCAUUAUGGAUCUAAUGAUAAACCACUUCAAAUCAACAAUCAAGAGGAUCCUAAAAGUAUAGACAAUGACACACACAAAGAAAUGUUCAUGGAAUAUCAAAUUAGCAAAGAAGCUGAACAAAGUAGCAGUAUUAGUCAAAUUAGUACCAAUGGUGUACAUGAAAACAAGUUGAAAGGUGAAGAAGACAUGAAUAUAGAGGAUUUAAAUUUAAAAUUGGAAGAAGAAAUUGUUAUUAAUGUAGUUGAAAAUAGUGAUGAAAAUGAGAAUAGUGACCAGAACACUGAUAGUAUAAAAGAUUUAAACAUUCCAUGUAACUCUAAUAAUAGCAGCCAGGAUGAUGAUAGCACUAAUACCUCCCCUUAUGAAAAUGUGAAUGAACCCACUCCCACAAAGGAAAUACUUAGAGAUUCAGAUGAGGCAGUAGUUGACCAAGUACUACCAGAUGACCAGUCUAUCGAUAUAAGUGUAAAGCAUGAGAAUACCCUUGGAGAUACAAAAGAAAAAGAAGUUGAUAUACCAAUCAUCACAAAUAAGCCCAUUGAAGAAGACUGUACUGUAGAAAACUUAAAUGAAAUUCCAGAAAGCUUUCAACAUUCCUUGAAUGAAUUUGAUAUUGAAUCAAGUGAAAAUAUGCAAGAUGAUGAGUUUGGAGACUUUGAUGAAUUCCAGUUUGUAAAUAAUAAUCCUACAGGUGUUGUUGCUAGUGUUGUUGACAGUUCCAAUCCAUGGGAGAAUAAUGAAACUAGUGAAGUGGACUUUGGUAACUUCACAGCUAAUUUUGAUGACAACAAAUCUCCUGUGGAAGACUCAGCUCAUACUGAAAAUAGAAGUUCACCUAGUGGAGAGCCCCAUGAGAUUGUGAAAGAGGAUGAUACCUGUGAAGAUGAUGAUUUUGGGGAUUUUGACGACUUCAAAUCAUCUGCUAAAAUGGAAUCAAAUGAAGAGCAAGGGGAAGAUCCAUGUCAUGAAAUGUCAGUACUCAAUUUACAGUCAACUGACAAUGAACAUCAUAUCAUGGAAUGUGUGACCAAAGUAUUAACUUCAGUAUUUGUUGAAGAAAUAUCAGAACCCAGUGAAGAGUUUGAGGGGAAACUAGAAUCAUUGCUAAGUGAAACAUGGGGACACUUGAUGGAAACUGAUGAGAGGCAACCAUACAUUGUGAACUGGAACAACUCUUUAGGACAGAAGACUCUCUUAAAAGCUUUGUGUAUAGACUCCAGAAACAUUCUAUUUGGACCAAAAUGGAGUAGCCACAUGCCAAAAUAUGCAGCAAACUUAAGUGUGGCGCCUCUUCAACCGCAGAAGCAAGCUGCCGCGCCAUCUAAUGUUAGUCAGAGUGAAACUAUGACUGAUAAACCAUCAAGCAAGCCCACCACUUGGUCUGACCCAUUCUCAUCAGAGGGCCAAGAAUUCACCUAUGCCGAAGCCCUUCUCCUUGACCUUGAACACCUAAUGGCCACCCUAGACCAAAUGGCUCAUAACCAUUCCACUCUCAAGAUAUCUGAGUUACUGUCACAUGCUUGUAACACAGAACAUGAAAGUGCUGGUGGAUCCAUAACGCCUAGGCCAACAGAUUUAGAUGUAUUUGAAGCUGCUAUGUCUACGAAGUCAGAGAAAAUAUACUCAAGUACAUUAAAUGUACAACCUAUACGACAAAUAAAUUUACCUGACACUCAUAUUUUUACGCCGACCGACUCUGAGAUACCCAGGUCUAAAACAAUACACUACGACCCCAGUCCGACAGUUCUCUUACCGCAGCCGGUUGUACCGGACCCUAAGAACAUAGACAACCCUCUUACACCAACUACAAGUCAAAUGGUUAAAGCUAAUACGGAGGAUGACAGCGAAUAUUGGGAGUUCCAAGACUUCAAGGGCACACCCGAGUCCAGUUCCUUGCCAGGUUUAGUAAGCCAACAGAAAGUACUCGACGAAAGCAAUGUGCACACAGCCACGACGGUUAAUGCAUUGCCCAAUCCCAGUGUAGCGUAUCAAACGCAGCUAUUACAGCCCAUUAAGAUAGAACCUGCAAUGCCUACACUAAACUGGCCUGACCCUGGUGAAGUGAAAGCCACAUUUGACGAUUUCACAGAUUUUGUGUCAAUAUCAACAUCAUUACCCGAAACACAAGACUAUACUAAACCACAAGACGUAGAAUUAGAUACUCAGUCGAAUACCCUCAAGUCUGAUAACUUCAAUGAUCUCAAAGAGAAAGUGAAAGUAGUUGCAGAAGUGAGCAAACCUGAGAAUGAGAGUUUGGAUGACGAUUUUGAUACUUUUCAAUCGGCACUACCCUCAAAAGCUACACAGAGCAAUAAGUUUAAAUCAAACACUUUUGGUGAUACUCAAACGCAUUUUGAGCAACCAAUAGAUUUCGAUUAUGCAUCUUCGAAAACUAACCAUAUGAAGUCUGAUACCAUAUCAUUUACGACUAUGACAAGACCAAAUGAAGCUUUAACAAACAAUGUAAGUUACAACUCUCAUAUACCAGAAUCUACGAAUAAGAUUGCAUUGUCUUCAAACACACCAGUACAAACAGGUCUUCUGCAGCCUACACCUGCGAGUUUUGCCCCUGUGAAUACACAAAAUCAACGAACGACUGGCCAAAUAUUGCAACCCUUAUCAUUAGAAAGCUAUUCGCAAAUAAACUGGCCAAGUCCUGGCAUAGAUUUGCAGGACUUGUCAAGGUUUAAUCCUGUUGAAACUCUACAAUCAUUGAAAAGCGAUUUAAGUGUUAGUGGUCUUAGUAAAGUUGCCUCACCAGUUCACACACAAAAAAGUACAACAGUCAGCCAGCCACCCGAUGAUGAUGUUUGGGGCGACUUUGUAUCGAGCAAGCCUAAACAACAACCUUCUCAACCGAAGAAACCGCCAGUUUUUGCGGAAGACGAUGAAUGGUCAGACUUUAUAUCUAGCCCGAGUGUAAAAUCCCAAAACGGACUAAAUACGAUAAGUUUAAAUGUGCACACUAACUCUAAUAUUCAAAAAACAGUUCAGAAUAAAUUUUCAAUGAAAAAUAACCAGACCCCUGUCGAUAUUCCGACAUUAAAUUAUAUAACUCCGAAAUCCAACCCUCACAAGACAUACAAUGAUAAACAUUUCCAGAACUUAUAA
Molecule: messenger RNA, 3270 nt
Organism: Spodoptera littoralis (African cotton leafworm)
Lineage: Eukaryota; Metazoa; Arthropoda; Insecta; Lepidoptera; Noctuidae
Source: the annotation of a GenBank genome assembly